GCGCAUGCGCAGUCAACAUUACGACCAUUACAUCAAAAAAUGGCGGCGGCCGUUGAGAAUGUUGUUAAAGUGAUGGGAGAGCAGUAUUACAAAGAUGCCAUGGAGCAGUGCCACAGCUACAAUGCCCGGCUGUGUGCAGAGAGAAGCAUCCUCAUGCCUUUUCUCGACUCCCAGACUGGAGUGGCUCAGAGCAACUGCUACAUCUGGAUGGAGAAAAGGCACAGGAGUGCAGGUGUAGCACCAGGGCAGCUGUACACAUACCCUGCCCGCCGCUGGAGAAAGAAGAGAAGGGCACAUCCACCCGAGGACCCCGCUUUGGUUUUCCCCCCACUCAAAGCAGCCGACCUUGAAUUGGGAUUGAAAAAAGAUGGGUUGGGGCCUUUGGAUGGAAGCAGCCUGGAGGCUUUGCUAAAAGGAGAGCCUGUGGAUAAGAGAGCUGCUCCAGAGCUCAGGGGCCCAGAGGAAGACCAGAGUCUGGCAGACGUCACGAGCACUGCCGGGGCCAGUAGCCACAGUGGAUCCACACGUGUGAGAAAGAGGAUCCUAGAACCAGAAGACUAUCUAGAUGACCUGGACGAUGAAGAUUUUGAGGAGGAGGCUCCAAAAAGACGGAAAGGAAAAUCUAAGGGUCGUGGAGUUGGAAAUGGGAAGAAAAAAACAGAAGCUGCUGCAGCAGCUUUGGAAGAUCGUGAUAAACCAUAUGCCUGUGAUAUCUGCGGAAAACGCUAUAAGAAUAGACCAGGUCUGAGUUACCACUACACUCACUCUCACCUGGCUGAAGAAGAGGGAGAGGAAAAAGAGGAAGCUGAGAUCCACACUCCUGCACCACAGGAGGAAACCAAGACUCCUAAGAAAGGUCCUAAUGGCUUGGCACCGCCAAAUGAUUACUGUGAUUUCUGCCUGGGUGACUCCAACAUGAACCAGAAGACGGGCCAGUCUGAGGAACUGGUGUCCUGCUCUGACUGUGGACGCUCAGGCCAUCCUUCUUGCCUGCAGUUCACAGCAGUGAUGAUGGCAGCGGUAAAAACAUAUCGCUGGCAGUGCAUUGAAUGCAAGUGCUGCAAUGUUUGUGGCACGUCUGAGAACGAUGACCAGCUCCUGUUCUGUGAUGACUGCGAUAGAGGAUACCAUAUGUACUGCCUCACUCCUCCUAUGUCCGACCCUCCAGAAGGAAGUUGGAGCUGUCGUUUGUGUCUGGAUCUUCUGAAGGACAAGGCUUCCAUCUACCAAAGCCAGAAUCCUACAGUAGAGUAAUCACAUCAACAGGACUGCUCAUGAGACAACACACGAUCUCACACACAUACACACUCCCUUUGAUCCAGCUCAUACACACCAAAUAAAAAUCCUUUUUACACUACACAGUUUAGACUUUGAUGUCUUCACAGCAUCGUUAUUAGCCUGGUGUGGCAAGUCGAGGGGCAGAGAAGGUAGAGCAGGAAGGAGACUUUUAUUUGGCAGCACAUGUGCAGUGACCUUCACUUCACUUCACGGCUGCAGCAUUAGCGUCUGACACAUUACUACAUAUAUUAAGUGUUUUAAAUGAUUUGAGCACUAAGGAAAGUAAACAAAGUGAUUUAUUUCCAUAAAUAUCCUCGUUAAUGGAUAUAAAGAGCUGGUUUAUGUUAUAUCUGUUGCCAGAUUGUUGUUUUUUCCCCCCUCCCUUGCUUGUUUACAGUGCAUGUCAGAAGAAAUCACAUGGCCUUAUUCUGACAAAAUUAUGGUGUAUUUUAAUAUCUAUAUGUAUCGGAAGUUCAUUUUUAUUGUUGUUGAGUUUUUACUUGCAGAAAUUAAUGGUGCCAAGGUCCACAUUCUCAAAAGCAUUUUUCCUUCAUUUCUUUAAGUAUUUGACAAACUGUGGAGUUUUGUGUCUGUUAGUAUUUGGUAAUGAAUGUGAUGCUGUCUUACGUCCCUUUUAUAUUACCCUUUCUUCAAUAAACAUACAUGUACCACAA
Molecule: messenger RNA, 1952 nt
Organism: Neoarius graeffei (lesser salmon catfish)
Lineage: Eukaryota; Metazoa; Chordata; Actinopteri; Siluriformes; Ariidae
Gene: dpf2l
Product: D4, zinc and double PHD fingers family 2, like
Exons: 11
Coding region: 40-1254 (404 amino acids)
Biological process (GO): nervous system development
Cellular component (GO): nBAF complex
Source: RefSeq, a predicted model, not a curated record